Penicillium brevicompactum is the source of this 4956-nucleotide messenger RNA. RefSeq lists its product as uncharacterized. NCBI's taxonomy places the organism in Eukaryota, Fungi, Ascomycota, Eurotiomycetes, Eurotiales, Aspergillaceae. The record is from RefSeq and is a predicted model, not a curated record. The coding region runs from base 1 to 4956 and encodes 1651 amino acids. The transcript has 4 exons. Gene Ontology annotation, molecular function: ATP binding; microtubule motor activity; microtubule binding. Gene Ontology annotation, biological process: mitotic spindle organization; microtubule-based movement.
AUGACCGCUUCACCGCCAGCGUCGCCGACGGGCGCAGCCCCGCGACCCAUCAGUGCUGUCAUGCGCACUCCUCGCAGUACCAGUCGCCUCAGCAUGAGCAGCAGACAAGGGAGCCGUGCAUCCGACGAGGUUGGCAAGACUGCAGUCAAAGUUGCUGUCCGUGUGCGACCACCACUGAAACCCACCGACCCCGGCUACGAUUUAGUCCCCCAGCGAUUCCAACGCUCAAUGGUCCAAGUCGUCGAUUCCAAUAACCUGACCGUCGAUGUCCCCAAUGCUCAGAAGUGGUUUACCUUUGACCGCAUUUUCCCCGAAACCACCGAGCAGGAAGGCAUCUGGGAAUACGUCAGUGAUAGUCUUAACUCGUUCCUGCAAGGUUACAAUGUCUCGAUUAUGGCGUAUGGUCAGUCCGGUGCCGGAAAGUCAUUCACCAUGGGUACUUCAGGCCCCAAUGAACAGAAGAUUGCGCAAAAUAUGGAGCCCACCCAGACCAUAGCUGACGAGGAAAUACAGAUCUACAACGAACACCUCAGAGACUUGCUGCUUCCAGACUCCACCCCUACAAGCGACCGCAGCAACGUUACAAUCCGCGAAGACACCAAGGGCCGCAUAAUUUUAACCGGCCUCCAUCAAGUCGAGAUCAACUCUUUCGACGAUUUGAUCGGCGUCUUGAACUUUGGAUCCGCCAUCCGCCAGACAGACUCCACCGCGAUCAAUGCCAAAUCAUCCCGGUCGCACGCCGUGUUCAGUUUGAAUUUGGUCCAGCGGAAAACUAGCGGCGGACCAGCGACUCCCACACCCAAGGAAAAGCGGAUGUCCAUGCCCGCGGACUCCUUCAACAACGGCGACUCUUUCACUGUUGACAGCAAGCUGCACUUUGUAGAUUUGGCUGGCAGUGAGCGGCUGAAAAACACCGGGGCUUCCGGUGAACGCGCAAAGGAAGGAAUUUCCAUCAACGCCGGUCUAGCAGCACUCGGAAAGGUCAUCUCACAACUUUCAAAACACCAGGGGUCCCACGUUUCCUACCGUGACUCCAAACUCACCCGCCUACUCCAGGAUUCCCUAGGUGGGAACGCGUAUACCUACAUGAUUGCUUGUGUUACCCCGGCGGAGUUUCACUUGAGCGAAACUCUGAACACCCUUGAAUAUGCGCAGCGGGCGAGGAAAAUCCAGAGCAAGCCUCGCAUUCAGCAGAUCAGCGACGAUGGAGACAAGCAAGCCUUGAUUGACCGGUUGAAGGCCGAGGUGAACUUCUUGCGUCAACAAAUUCGCAGCAGUGAAGGAUCUGAGCGAAGGGAUGGUGGCUUCGCUGACAGAAGCGAGCGCAAGCAUGAGCGCGAGAAGCAUCUCCAGAACCAGCUCCUGGAUGUUCAAGAGAGCUACAAUUCCCUCAGCCAGCGCCAUGCUAAGCUCAUCUCAACCAUGGCCAAUGACUCAGAGUCACACACCAACGGCGAGACGGAUGAUGCCACUUCGGAAAUCGGAAAGAGCUCGGUUGAGAGAAUGCAGCGUUCGAAGUCUUUUGCAGAAUCUGUCGAACAGAUGGUUCUGGAGUACGAGAAGACUAUUCAGAGCCUGGAAGCCUCGCUCUCUGACACUCGGUCCUCCUUGUCCACCUCAGAGAGUGAUCUGCUCGAGCGUGAGACCAAGUGUGCUUACGUUGAGACUGUGCGGGAUCAACUUCAGGCCCGCGUUCAGAAAUUGCUAGACCGAGAAGCCAGCACCGAGACUUAUUUGCAUGAACUAGAGUCCAGGCUUGACGGCCACUCUGGUGGUGAAGAAAAGCAUGCCGCCAUUGUUGCAGAGCUUCGCAAGGAGCUUAGCCGCGCUCGUGACAGCGAGGCGAGCUGUGAAGAGUAUAUUUCUACCCUUGAAGAACGUCUCUCCGAGGCUGAUCAAGAUAUGGAACUUAUGCAACGUGAAGUACUGCGACUGGAAAAUGUUGUUGAACGCCAGCGAGGCCUCGGCCAGCUAGACACCCUGCUCAGCCAACUUGAUCAGCAUGGUGGCGAGGGUGUAAAUGGAAACCACUCGCAGAAUCAUCAAGGCAGAGGCAUGCAGUCUGCCCAUAGACACACGCCAUCUCUGGAUGUUCUCAACGAAGCAGCUGAGACGGCCAUUCCAGAGUCCGAUGAGGAUCUUGUCGGCCCUAUCAUGGAGGUCGAAGACGAGGCUUCUGUCCACUCAGACUCUGACACCGAUGUUGCCGGCGAGGACUUGAAGGUUUUGGAAACCGCCACGAGCAGAUUGGAGGCCCGACGCUCAGAGGCUGCCUACGAGGAUCCCAUCUCAAGCCCUGCACAGUCGAAAUUCGUUGCCGACAAGCUGGAGACUGUCACCCAGGAGCUGUUCGAUCUGCGUAUGCAGCAUGAGAACACCGUAGGUGACUUUGAGAUUCUAGAGUCCAAGUAUGAACAGGCUCUCAAAGCCCUCGCCGAGCUUCGCCAAGACAAGAUCGAUGAAGCCCGCCACACGGCUCCUAUUCAAACUGAACAUUCGCCACGCCCUUCCUCUGAAGAUGGAUCUAAGGCAAUUUCAUCCGCCCCAUCAACCCCCCAGGUCCUUUCUGCUGUUCAAAUGGACCCAGAGGAAGCAGAGAACAUGCGCAAGAUUCUCGCCGAGCACCAAGAGAGUGCCGAACUCAUGACUCAGAAGUACACCGAGUUGCAGACUGAGCACGAAGAGAUUCUUGUACUGGUGGAGCAGUUGAAGGCCGAAGCUCAGCGUGCCAAGUCGAGCUCGCCGCCUUCGACCCCUGGGUUCAAGAUGAUCCGUCGCAUGACCAGCCAGAACCUGCUGUCUGGUGUGGACCGCGCAACUCGCGCCCUGACUGGGCUGAGAUUGAUUGCUACCGAGGAGUUUGCCGAAAAACCAGAUGCUAUGCACAACUUCGAUUACCACUUGGAUCAAACCAUGCACGAGCUGCAAAGCCGUAUGGAGCGCCUCCAAUCCCUUGAGACUGAGAACCAGGGUGUGAAGAAGGAAAUGGAAAUGAAAGCUACUAUCAUCUCUGGUCUGACUAGAGAGCGGUCCAGCUUGACGGGCGCGUCGCCUGUGGAUAUGGCUCUGGUCUCUCAGCUGCGCGAUCAGGUCGUCUCCCAGGAGGUGCAGAUCAACCAGCUUCGCGAAGCCCACGAAACUCGCCAGAAGGAGCUGAUGGCCGAGAUCGAGACCUUGAAGGGUCUCUUGAAGUCCCAGGAGAGUGCUACUCGGGCAAUGGAUGCUGGCGCCGAGGAGUCCGAUAAGAAGAUUGAUGCUCUGCAAGGUGAGCUCACUGAAUGGCAAGGAAAACACCAGAAUGCUCUGGUUUCCCUGCAAUCCUCGGAGACGCAGCUUACGAGCACACUUGCUGAACUGGAGAGUGCUUUGGCUUCUGUUGAGGCCAUGCGAUCUGAGCGUGCUGUCAACGGCGGUGAGUCUACCGAAAGGGAGACUACUGCUCGAGAGCUCGAGGGUGGUCGAGUUGAACAACAAGACCUUGUGGACAGCUUGAAGCAUGACAUCGAAGGCCACAAGUCUACCAUUGCCACUCAGCUUGCAACUAUCGCUGCUCUGGAGAAGUCUCACUCUGCUGCUCAGGGUGAACUGGCUGCCCAAACCACCACCGAAGAAGCGACCAAUGCUGGGGCCGUCGACCUGGGUCUCACCUCCAGGGCGUCUGACCUUGAGAAGGAAAUAUCCUCUCACAAAUCCGUUCUUAGCGCGCGUCAGGAUGAACUGGUUACCCUCCAGGAAUCUCACAAGCAACAGCUGGCUGAGCUAGAAGAGCGCACCAAAGCUGCGGCGCAGGCUGAUCAUGAUGCUCGCAUUGCUGAGAAGGACGCGGAGCAUGAACAAUCUAUGGCUGCUUUGCAGAAGGAUAUCGCGGAAUCUCGCGAUGAGUUGGUCAAAUUGCUGAAUGCUGUUUCGACUAUUCUCAAUUCUGAGGUGUCUGCCGAAACACUGGCAGACCAGAUCCAAGAUGUCCUGGCUCAAAAGCAGAACUUCUCUGACAAGUAUGCCGAACUCUUAGACACCAAUGAGGGUCUCCGCAAGCAGCUUGAGGCCAACGGGGAGUCUGACAGCCGCCUGGACGAGUUGACUAAGAAGAACAACGUUCAGGAUGCCAAGGUUAAUGAGCUGGCUCUCUUGGUGGCUACAUUGGAGGAUACUCUUCGCCAGAAGGAUGAGCAGGUCAAGAAGAAGGAAGCCCUCGUUGAGGAAAUCACCAUUGAGAAGCAGAAGAGCGUGCGACUCGUCGAAGAGUUGGAGGAGCAGAUCACCAACAGCUUCGACCAGCACCACAACCGUUUGUCUAUUAUCCAGCAAGAGCGUGACCAAGCACUGGAAGACGCCAAGGCCAAGAUCGUGAUCUACGAAGGCGAUAUCGAGACUUAUCAAGUACGGAUCGAGCAGCUGGAACUUCAAAUCAAGAACACCGGCAACUCUGACGGCUCUCAUGACCGCAGCAGCUCCCUCACAUCAAACCUCCGCAAGAGCUCAUCUGCCACCUCCCUCCCCUCGCCUCCACCGGCAAUUCCACUCCCUCCCCUUCCGACCAUCGCUUCCCAGUCCAAUGGUUCGUCAAGCGUCUCCCCGCCUAGCUCCCGUCACGCUAGCAAGGAGCUCGUCAAUUCUCAGAUGGCCGAGGACCAAGAAGCCCGCAUCCGAACAAUUGAAAAACAUCUCUACGCCGAGAAGCAGCUCACCGCUACUUUGGAAGAAGCACUCGGUGACCUUGAGACACAAAGCAGCAAAGUCAAGAGCGACUGCGAAGCAUGGAAGAAGAAAGCCUGGGGCUUUGAAGACGAACUCAAUUCUCUACGAAAGGAACGCAGCUCUGCCCGACUUUCCCUUCAAGCUGUUGAGGAAGAGCGCAACGCCCGCCGUGAAGCAGAGGCUGCCCGUGCUCAACUCGAGGAGCGCAUGCUUGCUCUUAACAAGAAGAAGAAGAAGAGCACUCUCAACUGCUUCUAA